This is a messenger RNA of Drosophila obscura, 773 nucleotides long. Its product is annotated as protein new-glue 2-like. The record is from RefSeq and is a predicted model, not a curated record. Lineage: Eukaryota; Metazoa; Arthropoda; Insecta; Diptera; Drosophilidae. The coding region runs from base 16 to 594 and encodes 192 amino acids. The transcript is spliced from 2 exons.
AAAGGUGGAACUCAAAUGGAACAAAAGGCCCGCAAAGACAAACACAAUCGCAGAAUCACGCUGCGGCUGGUGGGGUAUAUAAAGCCCGUCUUUGACUGGAAUUUGGCAAAGAGUUCCUUGGCAGAGAAUACAUUAACCAUGAGAUACACUUGCGUUUUACUGCUGGCAGUCCUGGCCUGCGUCCAGGUCCGGCAGACCACGGCCUCUGGUACAGCCACGACCGCGGCAACUGCCACCACAACCUCCGCAUCGGCCACAACCGUUGCAGCCACGACAACCGCUGCAGCCACCACAACCGCUGCAGCCACCACAACCACUGCAGCCACAACAACCACUGCAGCCACAACAACCACUGCAACCACAACAUCCGCUUCAGCAACCACCGCGGCCUCCAGCAGCGCUAAAGGAGGAGUAAGGAGGAGAAAAAGAUUUACACGUCACCAAAAGGGUGGCAAGACGAACAAGAAGAGCAAGAAGAACAAGAAGGACACGAAGAAGAAGAAGGAGAAGCGUUACCAUUACCGUCACCGCACCUCGACCGCUAGCAGCACCUCAGCGAGGCGCCGAUCCCUCUCCAGACGCUUGAGGAAUUAGACACCCGAGUCCCGAGUCUCCACCCCGACGCCGACCCCGAAUUGAACUACACCGAACCAACACCAGACUUUUACGCUGAACGAUGCCAAUUUCGUUUUUGGUUUAUCAGCUAUCCAACGACCAUUUUUUUUAUAUUUGGUUAAGAAUAUGAAACGAAAUAAAAGCUUUUAAAAAAUGCA